Messenger RNA from Myxocyprinus asiaticus (Chinese sucker), 3057 nucleotides. RefSeq names its product PR domain zinc finger protein 8-like. Gene Ontology annotation, molecular function: protein binding. The record is from RefSeq and is a predicted model, not a curated record. Gene Ontology annotation, cellular component: nucleus. Gene Ontology annotation, biological process: regulation of DNA-templated transcription. The transcript has 4 exons. NCBI's taxonomy places the organism in Eukaryota, Metazoa, Chordata, Actinopteri, Cypriniformes, Catostomidae. Bases 167 to 1720 code for a protein of 517 amino acids.
AGCUUGGAUAAGUGCGUGACUGCGUAGCGCGAGAGACAGUCAAGAGACUGUCAGGAUCAAGAGACCGUCGUGAUUGCGCGCGCUCUGUGGAUAAUUCCAAAUCCCGUCUUGCUUGAACUGUGCACCUGCUCUGGAACAUCCUAAACCCUAACCUGCUGAAUAAAACAUGGAACACACUUUUAUCCCCCGCUCCUUGUGGACUAAUGACAGCAAAUUUCUCCAUCACCACGUUGCGGAUUUUUUCACCAGUGUACAAGUUACGCAGGAUAUACCAGCUGGGGCAUCUUUCGGACCUUGCGUUCUUCAUAAUACCUUUUAUGAUACUAUAGCCUUCAUUGCAUUGAAAUCAUUUGACAAACGGAAUAAAUCCUAUGUAUUUCGGGUAGACCCUGAGGCGAUGAAAGGCUCCCCAUUAGUUGUUCCUUGGCUACGAUUAGUGCAGGCUGCAAUGAGUGCAGAAGACCAGAAUACUGAGGCCUACUUGAAGGGUGGACAGCUGCAUUUUCGGACUAUUCGAGAUGUGAAAGAAGGCGAGGAACUGCUUGUUUGGUACGACGAGGAGUUGUCUCAUCUUUUGGGAUUCGGAGACAUAAAAACAAAGACCUUGACAAAUGGCUUCACGUGUACGAGAUGCGGCCAGGCCUUCAAGAACGAAAAUCCAUUCCUUGCCCAUUGUCGUUUUUUAUGUGCACAGGAAAAAGUCGAUAUCAUCCGGCCUAACCAAGAACAGAAACAAGCUGAAGUCAAGCGACAGCGCAAAGUCACAGAUUUUCACAACAUUGCAAGAGAUCUGGAGCACAAAAUAAGCGGUUGUUCUGAAGACACGACUAUGCCUCGAAAAAGGAAACAUGAGGCUUCCUUAAGUCCCCGGAGCAAAAAAACUGUUUUGCUGGAGAAAACCAACAUCACUAAUCACAUAAACAUCACCAACAAAGGGUAUCCACUUUAUCAGGAUAUGUCAGAAUCUGCCAUUAAGCUCUCUUUAGACAAUGGCUCAACAAAUGAGUCGAAGAUGAGUAAAAACAGCGCGUUUACCUUGGUUAGAAAAGCACAAGAACAGUCAAAGACCGAACGGCCAUCAUGUGAUAAAAUGACACAAAAUCUAACUAACACAGAGUCCGACGCCGGCCUACAGUCCGACUGCAGCGCGUUCUCGUACGUGUUCCCCAAGAGCGCGCACUCGGAACAGAAGAGCGCGUUCUGCGAACCCAACAAACGCACCAUUACCGAAAUUCAGAAUCAUUCACCUCUUGAACUACGCGGUCCUCCAGAUUCGGAUACUAUCUCAGACACUUUCAAAUCAAAGCCUGUUCUAGGAUACAGAAAUGUAUUGGCCUCGCAUCUGUUUCACGGUGACUUGCCGGGCACCCAUGCAGGUGGAGUGAUGUCCACUCCACUGGCUACAGGAGGCUCCUUCUAUUACGCGCCUGAGCACUGGACCAGAGCUAUAGGUGGCCAGCUGCAAUCUACUUCUUUGGCAGUCCUCCCCCCUACUUUCACUCCAUUGGGUGUUUCAGUUCAGAACUGGUGCGCCAAAUGCAACCUUUCAUUUCGAAUGACCUCCGACUUGGUGUUUCACAUGCGGUCACAUCACAAAAAAGAGUUCGCUGCAGAGGCUCAAGUGAGGCGGAGGAGAGAGGAGAAACUUACCUGCCCCAUUUGCCAUGAGUACUUCCGGGAGCGUCACCACCUCUCACGUCACAUGACCUCUCAUAAUUAGGACGGAAAACUCUAUCGCACUUUACUUGAGAAAACAGUUCGCGGGAUUCCAUGAGGUUGUUUGUCCGUUACAAAAAGCAUUUGAAGAGUCUUAGAAGAGGUUGUUUCAAAGAACAACAGGCCUACAUUCCAAACCGGGUCAUGUUGAAAACUUUUUAACUUUGUUAAAGUGUCAUUGUCAUUUUAAUCCAUCAUGUAGCUAACAUGUAUCUUUGAAAUGUGGGCAUUGUUAGUGCGCAUCGGAGUAGGCCUACACCGCCACUAGAUGGCUAUAGAGAUUCAUUAUUUUCUCUCUUUUUAGUUGUGACUAAUACUAGGUUAAUUGCAUGGUUGUUUUAAACUUAACGGUGCCUUAUACAGGUCAGGAUGAGUGUAAAUGCAUAGAGAAAUGUUAAUAUUAUAUAUAAAAAAGACUCAUAAGUGUAGCCAGCUGCUGACUAAACCAUUACUUAUUGCUUGAAAUAUCCAUCAGUACUUUUCCUCUCAGAAUGCCAAAUCUUUGUUGCAAUUUUCUUUUCAGAUGUCUACUUUUUAACACUUAAUUCAGCACAACGACCAGGAGGAUGUAUUUAUUUAAUUCAAAAAUGACAUACAGUCAUUGUAUUUCAUUAAAGAUUUUGAACGUAUUCCAUAGGUGUUGUCUCUGAUUUUAGUCAUCCACAAUUAUCAUCAAGUGUUAUUGUCUAUGUGCACUACACAGUGACAUUAAGAGAUUUAUCAAGGUAAUGUCAGUUUGUCUAAAAACACUUAUUUGUUUUCUUUGGCAAUGCCAAUAUUAGUCAUUAUUAGCCUAUAUUGUUUUAUAUUUGUGAAAAGGGAACUAUUGCACAGCAAGAAACCCUCUAUUAUUGAAAUCCUUAUAAAUAUAUAUUUUUGAAGGUGUACCAUAAUGGUUAGUGGUUUUAAGAAGGCAAAAUAAACAUUCCUUUUUUUGACAUAAACAACCCAGAUGACAAAAUUAUUUUGCAAUUCUUAACAGACAUUAUCACAAUAGUAUGACGGAGUUGACAUGUUGAAACUGUGACCGCAGAGACUUCAACAAUGUUUGUUUAAAAUGUAAAAAAUAGGAAACUUACCAGACCACGUGUCCUACUGUUGCAUCCACCAUGAAAGUGGUAAAGGAGUCCUCAGAGUUAUAGCUGACAAAGACAUUGUCUGGUUUAUUAAGGAAAAAAUAAAAAAUCUGAUGAAGUUGAUGCAAAGUGAGGACAACUUUGAUAGGCAUAUUUUUUUAAUGUAAAAUAUAAUUUGAAGUUUUCUUUAUGUAUUGUUUGAUAUCGUACAGAUCCCUACCUUUCAUAUGGUAUUUAUAUUUAUGACAUAUUUAUUUUAAACACU